GGAGAAUAAGCUCUUCUGUGAGAACAGUCCCUGACAGUUCAUCACUGUUGGUACAGGAUUGGUCACCAGCUUCAUGUGCAGCAUUAAUACAGGCCGCAGGGUCUGUUCAUCAGUCUGUGGUGGAUACUUGCUUGAGGGUGGUGGUGGUGCUCGGCAUUCUGUUUUAGGAGAUGGUCCAAAGCUGCUAACACACUACUAUGACGAUGCCAGGACCAUGUAUGAAGUGUUUCAGAGAGGGCUCCACAUAUCUGAAAAUGGUCCUUGCUUGGGAUCCAGGAAACCUAACCAGCCUUAUGACUGGCUUUCAUAUAAGGAGGUUUCAGACAGAGCAGAAUGUUUAGGGUCAGGAUUGCUAUACCAGGGAUGUAGGCCAUCGUCAGAUCAGUUCAUUGGAGUCUUUGCACAGAAUCGCCCAGAGUGGAUCAUCUCUGAGCUUGCUUGUUACACCUACUCUAUGGUGGUAAUCCCAUUGUAUGACACUCUUGGCCACGGAGCUAUCCGCUAUAUAAUAAACACAGCUGAUAUCUCAACAGUAAUAUGCGACAAACCAGAAAAAGCCAAAAUUCUCAUAGAGAAUGUUGAAAAAGGAGAGACCCCUGUUCUUAAGUCUGUUGUUCUCAUGGAGGCAGUGGACCAGCAACUGGUGGAAAGAGGAAAAAAUUGCUCUGUGAGCAUUCAGACUAUGCAAGAACUAGAGGAAUGUGGGAGAAAGAACAGAAGGUCACCAAUUCCACCUACACCCGAAGAUCUGUCUAUUGUGUGUUUCACCAGUGGUACAACAGGCAAUCCCAAAGGUGCCAUGCUGACCCACGGAAACGUUGUAGCCGACUUUUCUGGCUUUUUAAAAGUUACAGAGAAAGUGAUAUUUCCGAAACAGGACGAUGUGCUCAUCUCCUUCUUGCCUCUGGCUCACAUGUUUGAGAGAGUAAUACAGUCGGUAGUAUAUUGCCAUGGUGGACGCAUUGGAUUCUUCCAAGGUGACAUUCGUCUGCUGUCUGAUGACAUGAAGACUUUACGACCCACUAUUUUCCCGGUUGUUCCAAGAUUACUAAACAGAAUGUAUGACAAGAUAUUCAGUCAAGCAGAUACACCAAUUAAGAGAUGGAUCCUUGAAUUUGCAUCUCGACGGAAAGAAGCUGAAGUCAGAAGAGGAGUCAUUCGGAACAAUAGUCUAUGGGACAAGCUGCUUUUUAAUAAAGUUCAGGCAAGUCUAGGAGGACACGUCAGAAUGAUUGUAACAGGAGCAGCACCUGCAUCUCCUACAGUUUUGGGAUUUUUACGGGCGGCCCUGGGCUGUCAGGUAUAUGAAGGCUAUGGGCAGACAGAAUGUACAGCUGGGUGCACAUUCACUACCCCAGGGGACUGGACCUCAGGACAUGUGGGCGCUCCACUACCAUGUAACUUUAUUAAACUAGUCGAUGUGGAGGAGAUGAAUUAUUUUGCUGCAAAAGGAGAAGGGGAGAUAUGUGUAAAAGGACCAAAUGUAUUUAAAGGCUACCUUAAAGAUAAAGACAAGACAGAAGAAGCUUUAGAUCAGGAUGGCUGGCUUUACACUGGAGACAUUGGAAAGUGGUUACCAAAUGGUACACUUAAGAUCAUUGACCGGAAAAAACAUAUCUUUAAACUCGCACAAGGAGAGUACAUUGCACCAGAGAAAAUUGAGAACAUAUAUAUACGCAGUGAACCCGUGUCACAAAUAUAUGUCCACGGUGAUAGUCUACAGGCUUUUUUAGUUGGCAUUGUUGUUCCUGAUGCAGAAGUGAUGCCAGGAUGGGCAAAGAAGAAAGGUUUUGAUGGAACAUUUGCAGAACUAUGCAACAAUUUGGAAGUUAAAAAAGGAAUAAUGGCUGAUAUGGUGAAACUUGGAAAAGAGAGUGGGCUUCAUUCCUUUGAGCAGGUCAAAGCAGUUCAUAUCCAUAAAGAGAUGUUCAGUGUACAAAACGGUUUGCUGACACCAACCCUCAAGGCAAGGAGACGUGAACUCAGAGACUUCUUCAAACAAGAGAUCGAGCAGCUUUAUGCUACUGUUUCUGUGUGACAAAUUGUGGAUGUCCAAGCUCUCACUAAAAUGUCCACUGUCAUGCAAAAGUCAUUCCAAUAUGUGUUUUUGUUUUCCUUUUCUUUUUUAUUUUAUUUUAUUUUUUAACCAAGUUAUCAUCAAAGUUCUUGGAAUGCAUAAUAGAAACACAAGAGAGGUUAAAUUAACCAGUUAUCAUUUUCUGUUAUGUUACUAGCAUGUACUGUACAGCAGCAGCAGACUGAAGGCUAAUACUGAUAGCCCAGUAUGUCAGCAUAGCUUCAGUAAGGACAUUUUGUUUUUGAGCACAGAAGAUAUCUUAGAAACUACUGUUUAAUGAGUGCACGAAAAACAUAAAAAAAACAAAAACAAACAAAAGACCUGUUUUCUGGAUUGCAAGGACAGCUGUGUCCUUUUUAUAUAGCUGUAAAGGAAUUAUAGCGGUACAUAUUGCGCAAGCUGUGUAAAAUGUUUAAAGUUUUCAAUAAAAUAACUAUAUGAUAUAAGUUACAGACUACUUGCUCUGCGUAGUGUAGGUGCUAGGCCUCAUGCACACGAACAUAUUUUCUUUCUGCUUCUGUUCCGUUUUUUCUGCGGACCGUAUGCGGAACCAUUCACUUCAAUGGGUC
This is a messenger RNA of Bufo gargarizans (Asiatic toad), 2646 nucleotides long. RefSeq names its product acyl-CoA synthetase long chain family member 6 (gene ACSL6). Gene Ontology annotation, biological process: long-chain fatty-acyl-CoA biosynthetic process; long-chain fatty acid metabolic process; very long-chain fatty acid metabolic process. The record is from RefSeq and is a predicted model, not a curated record. Bases 74 to 2038 code for a protein of 654 amino acids. Gene Ontology annotation, cellular component: membrane; endoplasmic reticulum. The transcript is spliced from 20 exons. NCBI's taxonomy places the organism in Eukaryota, Metazoa, Chordata, Amphibia, Anura, Bufonidae. Gene Ontology annotation, molecular function: arachidonate-CoA ligase activity.